Molecule: messenger RNA, 3918 nt
Organism: Naegleria lovaniensis
Lineage: Eukaryota; Heterolobosea; Eutetramitea; Acrasida; Naegleriidae
Exons: 1
Coding region: 1-3918 (1305 amino acids)
Biological process (GO): DNA recombination; DNA integration
Molecular function (GO): DNA binding
Source: RefSeq, a predicted model, not a curated record
AUGUUUUCAAUGCUAUUGUCAUCUACUGCUGAAGAAGAAGAAUGGGAUUGGGAAGGCUUGGAAUCUGUAGAUCCAGAAUUGACCGAAGCCUCAAAGGAAGAAGAAAUUACUGAAGAAGAUUUUGAGAUCAAGUCCAUGUUGGAUUUUGUUGGAUUUGGACAUUUGCUAACUCUUCCCUCUGCUGAUCAUCCAAUGAUGAAACAGUUGGAAAAUGUUGAGCAAUCUCAUCAACCAACUCCACUUUCGCUCGUUCAACCUCAGUUGCAAGCACAGGCUACUGUUGAUACGCUCGUCAUGCCUCCGCCAACUACAGCUUUGGACAAUCAUGGUUACAACUGCGACUACAAUGGCAUUCAUCAAGGCUUUCCAUCAUCAUUGAUUCGUGUUCCUAGUAAUGCGAUCGGUACUACAUUCACUUCAUUGGUCUCCAACGAGCCUCAAUUAUUGACCUCUCAUGCUUAUCCAGGAUUUUCUCAACAGCCGCAGCAGCACCUUGCCAAUCUCAGUGGUGGACCACUUCAGCAUCCAAUCCAAUCAAACAGGACUCUUUCCAUGCUACACCCCUAUUCAACCUUGAAUGGAGUAAUUCAGCCAUUGGUUCAGCCUUACACUGGAAGUAUGUUUGCACAAGGUAAUACUUACUCAAUGAGUGAUCAAGAACGCAAACAUCAAUUGUUGUCUCUUAUUGAUCAAGCGACUUAUGCAUUGCAAGAUCUUUCAAGUCUGGAUGUCAGUGAUGUUCGUGAUCCUUUGCUUUUGAGACUGAAAAAGUUGGUAGAAUUGGGUCAGCAUUACAUCUCCCAUCUUGAAACCACCUCUCAAAUUGAUAUUCAUGCCAUCACUAAAAACUGGAAGCUUCGCAAACCCACAGGAGAUCCCUCGAAAGGGUCAAGACGCCAAGAAUUUGAUGUCAUGAUGGAACAUCACAAAAAGAAUUUGGAAGGAUUGGAAGGUCAGGAAAAGGCCAAGGCUGAAUCAAAAGUUUUUAGAGAAGCUGCUGACAAGAUUGGACUUUCUGAAGCUACCAAACUCACUCACAAGUCAGCCAUCAGAAAUUACCUUGGUUUUUGUAUUGAAAAGGGUUAUUCUCCAUUUGUUACCACAGCUUGUGGCUCUCAGAUCAAUUUAGAAACCUAUGAUUCAUGGGUCUUGUGGUUAGUAGAACCAAAAGAGAAUGGCAAAACAUUCAAAUACAAUACGGUUAAACGUUAUGUCAGUGCCUGUAGAGCUUGGUGUUGUAGACAUUUCAUCAAGUAUGCAAGAGAAAAGAAGUCUUACGAAGCUAUUCAACAAAUGAAGACUGCAUCGAAAUUGGUGGACGUGGAGGAGGUACAAGCAGCCAUCUUACCACCCAUUGAUAUUUUUCGAAUGUUGCAUGGGUGUGAUUGGAGCUCUGAAAAGGGGCUAAGACUAGCCAGUCGAAUGCUCGUUUCAUUUGUUUCAGGAGCUCGUCCUCUUUCCCUUGCUAAAAUUCAAUUGAAGCACUUGCAAUUACAACCCAAGUUUAUGAAUGGUAAACUCCAAUCCAUGGAUGUUCGAGUGAAAAUUGUCCAUGACAAGGUUGAAAGUGCUACAAAUAGACACCAAACAUGGUUUUCUGGAAAUCGAGUGGGUUUAUGUAACAUCAUUUUGCUCAUGCAAUACUUGUCAAAAAGACAAGUAUUCACUCAUGGAACUUUUGAAAAUGCUCUCAAUCAUGAAUUUAUUCAAUUCAAGAAGGAAUGUUUGGAUGAAUACUUGUUCAGUGACAUUGGAAAGGGUCUCGAACCACAACCAUUAGAAAAUUUUAGAUAUGAAUUGAAAUGUAUUGCCAAAAAUGUUGGAAUUCAAGAAGAAAAGGUUUGUCCCUAUUCCUUCAGAAGAUCAGGAGCCACAUGGUCCGUAGGUAACUCCAUCAUUGAGAAGGGUUCUAUUACCCAAAAUGAUCUUGAAGUCAUUAUCCGAUAUUAUGGAUGGAAAUUUGCUGCCAGCAAUGAAAUUGCACGUAAAUACAUGGACAAGAGAUUACUCGAAUUCUUUGAUGGAGCCAUUCAAUUUAUGGGUUUGCAAUCCAAUCGAAAAUGGACAGAGGAAGAUUUGGAGAGAAAAUUUAGAAAAACUCCUUCAGAUGAACCUGGAUACAAUUAUCACUCGAUUCGUUUAGCAAUGCCAGACUAUUUCAAAGAAGAAAUUGCAAAAUUCCAUCAAAUUCAAUACAAUGAAUUGAUUGGUGAGAAUAUUGCCAAAGCAAUUGAUCGAUGGACUUUUGCCAAGCUCCAACAAUUACAAGUUGCGACAAGUAUCGAUGUGAAAGUCAACUUGGUUACAUUAUACCGCUUGUUUCUCCAUUUCAAUCGAAUCAAGAUUCUUGAUCAGUUAAAAUCUCUGACAUGUUUUCAUGGGGAUGUGAGUCAUGCGGAAAUGGCCAUGGAGGUAAUUGGAGAUGAUUCUAAUAAGGUGAAACCACCUCAAUUGACUAGUGAGGUGGUCAAGGGUACUCCUCAAUUGACUAGUGAGGUGGCGGUUGUGACUCCUCCUCAAUUGACGAGUGAGGUGACCAAAGAUACUGCACCUCCAUCAGCGUGUGAGGAAAAUCGAACACCAAAGGACAUGACCUCUCUUUUGGAACUUUUACAAUCGAUUGCACAAGAAUCCUCUUCGAACACGACUCGUGUUUCAGACUCUCCCAAAGAAAGUAACAUCAAUACACCCUCUGGCCUCUCUUUCAACUUGUUGAACCACAAAAAGGAAGAGAGAUUGUUAAAUUCCGAGUUACCGCUCCCCAAGAACAAGCAUGGUCAACAUGUGAGUGCACAAUUAUUUUGGACCUCCUUGAAACCAGGACCUAAAAUGAAAAAACCUGUACGAAAGGAAAACAAACGAAGAAUGAAUGAGAAGAAUUGGGAAAAGAUUAUUCCACGUAUUGCCAUGGAUGCUGCCACCUUGCUGGACAAAUAUCCACAACUGGUGGAUCAAAUCAAAGCAACCAAAGAAUAUGGUCUGGCUCUUGACUGGUUGAGUGAGUUUGAGAGUUAUGGGAUGUGUCAACGAUUGGAGAGUCGAUUGAGCACCUUUCCAAAUUGUGGGUACAUUGAACAAUUUAUUGUGAGCGUAAUUGAGCUUACGAAUGCCUCCUUCAAGAUCAUUACGGAAAUUUGGAUUCGAGAGGAGAUUAUUUCUCCAAGUACAGACAAUCCUAGAAUGUAUGAAAUUAACAGUGGACAAUUAUUGGAGGCUCAAAAUGUAUACUCAUUGAGAGAUGUUCAAGGUGACGAGAUUGAUGAAAGUUUUAUUCAAACCACAUCUCGUACCGUUGUUCAUCUUGAUGCAUCUCAAGUGACACUUGAGAAUUAUGAACAUGCCUCCAAAGACAUUCUCAGACAAUUCAUGAGGAAGAAAUUGGGGUCCAUCAGCAACAAGGUGAUUAAUCACUUGAAACUAUGCAACUUGAUACAAGCCUCAAAGACAAUAUUGGAGUGUGAGCGUGAUAAAUUGGAAAUUGAUGGAGAUGCAUUGAAGAAGGAGCUUGCAGAAAUUGCAUUGAAAAACAAAGAAGCGUCAUCGUUGUCUGACAUUGUUAACAAAAUCACAAUAGAAUUGACCUUGGCAGACUACAAACAAGCAACAUCGAACGGUUUGCGAUCGUUUAUUCGCUCUCAAAUAGGCUCCACCAGUAACGACAUUUUGAAUCAUUUACUGAAGAAGGAAAUGCAACAAAUUGUAGAGCAAUUGUUGAAAGAGAAAAGUACACACGAGGAAAUUAAGUCACAAAUGAUCGACUGGUCCAAUGCAAACAAGGAACGCAAAAAAAAACAAUCUUCUUCAAAAAGGAAACAGAAAGAUGAUAAUAACUCCAGCGAGGACGAAGAAGAUAAAAAACCAAAGAGAAAACAGAAAGAAGAUCCUAACACCAAACAAACCAAGAAAUCCAAGAAAUAA